Molecule: messenger RNA, 1953 nt
Organism: Cuscuta campestris
Lineage: Eukaryota; Viridiplantae; Streptophyta; Magnoliopsida; Solanales; Convolvulaceae
Source: the annotation of a GenBank genome assembly
CUGAUUGACAUGUUUUGAUUCCUUUCUUCUCCGAUUCUCUGAUUUCCGAUUCUCUGAUCGACAUAUUUUGAUUCCUUUCUUCUCCGAUUGUUCAUGUCAUCCAUGGCAGAAGAAAAUGCUUUUACGUGAGCGCCUAUCGACAUACAGAGUGAAUUGUACCUGCACCCUACUGAUUCACCAAAUUUCUCCCUGGCAAUACAGGAAUUAAAUGGUGAAAACUUUUCACAGUGGAAACGAUCUGCUGAAAUUGCUUUGAGAGCACGAAACAAAUUAGGUUUUGUGGAUGGAAGCUCGAUCCUUCAUCUCUUACCUUCGCACAGUGGUCGCACAGUGGGCUUCUUCCUCAGUUGCUCUCUUGCCAUCUGGAUUCUCCAUUGUGUCUUACUGUUUUGACCAUUCGGGCUGGCCCAACCAAUCCAAAGUAACCCUUUUGGACAGAGGAGGCAACAAUGGUGGGACUGGAUCACUACUGACCAUUGGGGUCCAAAUGCUGGUGAGUAGCUCGCCUGGUGCAAAGCUCACGAUGGAGGCGGUCCAGACUGUGAACACGCUCAUCUCCCGUAUGGUUUCGGAUAUCAAAGCAGCCUUCCAUUGCAACUGAUGCGUUUGUUUUUUUUCCAAUCUUCAAUAUUAAUUUUUUGGGUCGAGUAAAGAUAUGGGCGGUUUGAGUCAAGAACGAACCAAACAAGACGGGUGGUGGUUCGGGUAUUGACUCGGGUAUAUGUACCAGUAAGCUAGCAGCAGGAAGUGCUGUUUUUUGGAUUUUACAUUCUGUUGAACCUGCAAUUGGGAAUAGCGUACUGUAUUGUGAAUCUGCCAAAGAAAUUUGGGAGGACCUUGACUAUCGUUUUGGACAGACUGAUGGACCAAAGUUCAUUCAAUUGCACAAGGAAAUUGUGACUUUAGUCCAAGGAUCUGAUUCUGUGGCAGAGUAUUUUACCAAAUUAAAAGACCUUUUGGACACUUACCUGAAAAUGGUGACCUUACCUCAUUGCAGAUGUGAAGGAGCAGGAAGCUACAUCAAACUCUUUCAGAGUCAACAAUUGAUGCAAUUCUUAAUGGGACCUAAUCACAACUUUCAAAAGUGUUAGAGACCAGUGUUUGGCGUUACUCCUAGCGGAAAAAAAGUCCAAUUUUUUUUGUCAACAUUGUAAGGUGUAUGGCCAUUCUGUUGAAAGGUGCUUCAAGAUACAUGGCUAUCCAGAAUCUAGUGCUCCAGGAAAGAAGAUUGCUGGGAAUGUAAUAUCUGAAGUAGACAAAGAUGUGAGUGGAGCCACUGCCUACACAAAUCAGACCUCUCAUUCUGCUGAAUUGCAUAUGACACUUACCAGCAGCCAAUACAAUCAACUCAUUGCUCUGUUGAGUAAAGGAAACUCUCAUGAUAGAGAUGAUGGCAGAGCUCCUGGCUUUCUUUCAGCCAACAUGGCCUCAAGUACUCACUUAGCAGGUAUUACUCACUGUCUCUUCUCUUAUACAACAAUACACAAUGGAUCAUUGAUAGUGGAGCCUCAGAUCACAUAAGUCCACAUUUGAGCACUUUCUCUUCCUUCAAACCCAUCUCCAGGCCUUGUUCUAUCACUAUACCAAAUGUUCAAAAAGUUAAUGUGCUUCAUGUUGGGAAUGUGAAGUUGCAAAAUGGAAUUGAACUUUCUGAUGUACUUCAUGUUCUAGACUUCCACUUUAAUCUUCUUUCUGUCCAAAAAUUGGUUUCACAACUGCCUUGUUCAUUGACUCUCCAUCCUUCCCAUUGUUUUAUUCAGGAUCAUGUGAAGAAGAAUACUUUGUUGGUUGGUAAACAACAUGGUGGCUUGUACUUUGUGCAGCAGCUCGCACCAUCAACUUCACAUGUUUCUUUUCAUUCUUCUAAUUCUUGUUUGUCUGAAAGUGAGUUGUGGCAUUGUAGAUUGGGUCACUUACGUUACCAUACAAAUACAAUAGAGUGAAGCACAUUGG